GUGUGGCUAUGUAAAUGACUAUCAUGGAAGCUGUGUGGUUGUGUUUCCUGCAGCAGGACGCUCUGAUGGGCAGCAGGUCCAACAUGCAUCGUUUUAACAUUUAAUAAACCAGGACUGGAAGAGGCUUCUCUUUCUCGGUAUGGAGAUGCAUUGUUUCUGCUGUGACAGUGAGCUAUUUUUUCUUAUCCUGGCGAGAAAAUACUGACAGUCCAAAGACAUGCUGAGGUUAAUUGGUGAUUUUAAAUUGUCCAUAGGUGUGAAUUUGUGGAAUGCCAAAGGAACAGGGGCAUUUGGGGGAAUGGUCCACCCACAGAAUCUCAAAGAAUGCUAAGGAUAAGAGUAACAGGUCCAUUCUGUGGGCAUCUCAUGGUGGCAUCCACAGGCAGCAAUCUGGAAUGGGUGACGUGAGUGGCCACAUGCUCCACUGUCACUCAGAGAAGGACUCUGAAAAAGACUCAGGAUACUCAGAGACGGGCUCUGACUUUGUGCACACGGAUGUAGACGACCAACGCAGCAGUGUGAGUGAACCUCACAGGGAAAGCAGCAAAACCUUGGACAGCAACAGUGUGAAUGGUGCAAACAACAACAUCACUACAUAUGAGGAGCUCACACCCAUUUACAUCUUCAAAAAUCUGGUGGUGAAGUCGUCUAGACCAGAGCAGCUUCUGCAUGGCCCCCUGGAAUGGGGUGGAGGAUGGCACAGCCUGACCAGUGGCAAAGCACCUACUCAACUCUUACUGAUCCAGCAGCCAACAGUGCCUACUCCUGCCUCCACUACGACAACACCUUUGUCUUGUCUAGCUCCCCCACAAGGUAAUGCUAAAAAAGGAGGUAACCGCAGCAACCACGGCAGCAAGAACUCAUACUUGCCUAUCCUGAAUUCUUACCCUCGCAUUGCCCCCCACCCCACCAAGGAUAUCUUCGGGGGCAAGGGUACCACAUGGGUAAAGGGGGUUAAAGAGAGCAGCAAUGAAGGCCAAAGCCAGCGCAAGAGAGUGUGCACUGAGGGGGAGAAUAGGGAGACUGUAUCUACUAGCAGCCACCUCCUGAGGCUCCAUCAUCAGAAUGAGGGCAGAGUCUAUUGCCAGCAUAAUGGCAGAGAAGGCCAUACUUCCUAUCCCAGCACAUCUCACUGUCCACUGCUGAGCUACACCGCCUCCACCACCCAACACAAGUCCUACCACAGUCAGCCAUGCUCGGGGUCUGGCAGCAUACACUCAUCCUCUAUUUCUAGCUCCAAGACACCUUCGCCGCCUUCUUCCUCUGACUCCCCCUCAUCCUCUUCUCCUCCCUCUUCAUCUCCCUCUUCUUCAGCAGCUCAUAGCCCAUAUUGCUUGGCUCCAGACUGCUUGUCCACACGCCAUCGCCGUUUCCUUAACACAGCAGAGAUCCUCAACCAGUCAGGCCUCCUGGCCAUCACACUACGUACCAAGGAGCUUCUGAAACAGAACGCAGCCACUGAGAAAGAAAUUGCCCAGCUUCGUCAUCACACCCAUCUCCUGUGCCAUGUGACACAGGUCAGACAAAACGGGUCCAAUGAAGGCUCAGACAGCUUAGACAAACUUCUGCAGGCCAUGAGUGAGUCAAGCUCAUACCCCAACUUAGACUUAAAUCACCUGAAAACACUUAGCAGCAGCUGCCAGCAGAGCAAGACUAGAAACGAGGAAGACCAAGAGAAAGAUAACAUAGGAGGCAUGAACACGCACUGCAGCCCAAUCCAGGUGGUGUCUUUGCACAACAUAGAUGAUGGAACAUCACCUCCCUCUCCACUGUUGGCUCCCUCACCGGACACAGAAGAAAUAGAAUAUACUGAUUGUCCUGUGGACCCCAUGUCCACUACCAUCAAUGUUUAUUUUCCCAGAUCUGACCCUGAAUAGAGACACAGAGGUGAUCAAAGACAAGGACUUAACUGAUCUCACUGUGUUUCCAGAGAGCUUAUAACGCAACGUUAGCUUCUUUGAGAAGAGAUUAUGGAUCUGUAAAGGAAACUUGAACCUAGCAAUAUAUUAGAGCAUGGGAUCGUUUGAAUUGUUCAAAAUGCUAGUGCAAAAUAGAAUAUGACUGACUGCAUAACUUGGAGUAAGGAUUUUUGGAUUUACACUCAUGAUUUCAAGUUAAGUACUUCGGCACUUUUUAAUCAGGGAUUUGCUCAUUCCGGGCUGCACAGUGAAGUAGUGGUUAGCACUUUUGCCUUGCAGCGAGAAGAUCCCCGGUUCAAAUCCCAGGCUGGGCCUGGGAUCUUUCUGCAUGGAGUUUGCAUGUUCUCCCUGUGCAUGCGUGGGUUUUCUCCGGGCACUCCGGCUUCCUCCCACAUUCCAAAAAUAUGCUGAGGUUAAUUGAUUACUCUAAAUUGCCCGUAGGUGUGAAUGCAAGUGUGAUUGUUUGUCUGUAUAUGUAGCCCUGCGACAGACUGGCAACCUGUCCAGGGUGUCCCCUGUCUUCGCCCGAGUCAGCUGAGACAGGCUCCAACACCCCCCGCGACCCUAAUGCGGAUAAAGCGGUGUAUAGAGAAUGGAUGGAUGGAUGGAUGGAUUUGCUCAUUCCACGUGUCAAUUUUUCAGCUAUACUUUUGUCUUCUUUAGAGAGGCCUAGCGUACAUUCAGUCAGAUAACUGAAACAAGCUUACAGAGAAACAGAAAACAUGAAUCAUUCAGACCACUCAGACUGUUGCCAAGACUCACAAUAAUUAUAGCCUGAAAUUAGUUGCUUGCUUUAUUUCUACCGAAGAAAAAAGUAAUCCAUACUGCACCUGACAUGCUUUGAAUCGUUUAAGAAGAAAGAGGAGAAGAAAAAAAGAUUUGUCAUUUCUUUUUCUUUUGUUUUAUUUUGCAAUGUGUGUCUGUAGCAGUUCUAGUGGUUAAAUGCUGUAUACUUCCUAAUAUUACUGUAGCUUACUUUAAAAAUUAAGAAGCACUUAAAGGUGACAUAAAUAUUUUAAGUUUGAUAUGUUCAGUAGUCAGUGUUGUGGUGGUUACUUAACAGAAAUAGUGGAAGUAUAGCAGUAAAAAACAGUCACAAUGAUCAGUUAUCUUGUAUGAGUGUAGAUUUGAUACAAAUUCAAACUGGACCUUAUCACAUAUUCCCUUUACUGUAAAACUGUAUAUUUUAAAAAUAUAAUUACAUUUUUGAAAGGAAUUUUGCUCUACAUCAUUUCCAACAUGGACUUUGGCGUACAAUGCACAUUUUGUUUGUCAUGUUUUGUCUAAUUUUCCUGAAGCACAGCAGCCUAAGUUUUGAGGAGAUUGAGCUAUUAUUUGACAGAAUUAUUUUAUAGUCAUCACUUUAUUUGAAAAUUAAGAAUUAUUUUAAUUCAGCGGUAGAAGUUCAAUGAUGUUCUGAUAAACUCUUUGAUGUUAAACUGUA
Messenger RNA from Acanthochromis polyacanthus (spiny chromis), 3363 nucleotides. RefSeq names its product CLOCK-interacting pacemaker-like. Gene Ontology annotation, biological process: negative regulation of circadian rhythm; negative regulation of DNA-templated transcription. NCBI's taxonomy places the organism in Eukaryota, Metazoa, Chordata, Actinopteri, Pomacentridae. Gene Ontology annotation, cellular component: nucleus. Bases 270 to 1877 code for a protein of 535 amino acids. The transcript has 5 exons. The record is from RefSeq and is a predicted model, not a curated record.